Messenger RNA from Coniophora puteana RWD-64-598 SS2, 920 nucleotides. RefSeq lists its product as uncharacterized. The record is from RefSeq and is a predicted model, not a curated record. The coding region runs from base 34 to 723 and encodes 229 amino acids. The transcript is spliced from 3 exons. Lineage: Eukaryota; Fungi; Basidiomycota; Agaricomycetes; Boletales; Coniophoraceae.
CUGGCUCUAGGGCACCCAGACACACGCGCGGACAUGCAGGCAUCAACAAGCACAGCAACGCUCGACGCAUGGGACGAGACGGCAUAUCUGCCGCCUCACGGCGUUCCUCAGGUUAGUACAGCUGGCACUGCACUGCCUACUUCCAACUCCGGCCCAAGUAAGAGCAAGAAGAAACCGUCUGCUCGGGUCGUCCGCGAUGACUGGGACAACUCAGAUUCGGAGGAGGAAGAUAACGCGCAGGUCUGGGAGAAGGCAAACUCCACUGUGCCAAUGCCCGAACUCGUAAUCGCACCUUCGAGCACGAGCCAGGUCGUCUCGCCCCCGCCUGCAGCCCUGCAGGGCCCGAUGCGGAUCCUCAAGCGCCCCUCGCCUGCGACUUCGCAAAACAGCGCCAAACCCGCAGAUUCACCUCGGAAUACCUUUGCGCAGCGCGAAGCGCAGUACCAAGAGGCGCGCGAACGCAUAUUUGGGUCUAGCAGUAAAGCCAGUGAUAACGACUCAGGGAGCGGUAGCAACACCCCAGCAAAGGACUCAAGCGAGUCAAAAGGUGUGCCAGAGGACGUUCAACUGCCGGGUACGAGCGGCGAGCAGAUGCGGAGUCCCGUCAACGUUAUUCGUGCGCCGUUGGGACCAGAUAACAAGCCCUCGGCCAAUGGCCAGCAGCCGAAGGGCUUUGGAGAUCGAAGAGGGAAGAAGAAACCGCCCACCGCACAUCUGACAUGAGACGGUCGGUGUUAUUAGGAAACCUUGUCUCUCCCGGUCACAAGCGCUGUCUACCUGGUUUCUUGGGGUUGGGUUUGUGGUUGUAUCGACUAACGGUUGUAUUUCAUACCCUUCUUGGACUUAUAUGGUUGUCGUGACAGUGCUUCGCGCAGCUCGGCAAUCUAUGCUACGAUUCACAAUUUGAGAUUUGAUGAAAG